Messenger RNA from Selaginella moellendorffii, 1662 nucleotides. RefSeq lists its product as uncharacterized. The coding region runs from base 1193 to 1504 and encodes 103 amino acids. The record is from RefSeq and is a predicted model, not a curated record. The transcript has 6 exons. NCBI's taxonomy places the organism in Eukaryota, Viridiplantae, Streptophyta, Lycopodiopsida, Selaginellales, Selaginellaceae.
CGAAAGGGGCGAGGGAUCCGGCAUUUCUUGAGCUUGCGCAGCUCCAUCUCGCGGUCUUCCUUGAGCACGAUCUCUUCCAUGGUGUAGCGCGCAAAUCUCCGCAAUCUCGCCGCUCGCCGCAGCAGGAAUCCGGCUAGGUUGGUGGCGCAGAGCAUCGGCGCGUAGGAUUCGUGGUCCUUGAGCGGCACGAAGCUGAGGUAGGUCUUGUAUGCCACGACUUCGUCGUCGAUCUUGAUCGGCAGGGACGGGCCCUGCUGCUUCCAGCGGCAUCCAUCCAGUGUCGUUCUCGAUCGCGCCGGCCGUGAGGAGUACUUCGUCCUCGCGAAGAGAUAUCGCGUUCCUCCUGGAAACAAGGCACAGUAAGAUCGAUCAAAACUAUCUCAAAGAAGAAAUUUUCUAGAACUCGCCUGGAGAAUUUCGCAGUAGGAAAGCGGGAUGCGUCGCGUAGAUAUCGGCCUCCUCGAUUUGGAAGCCCCGGACAGCCUCUGUUUCUUCGCAGCUCCUCUUCCCGAUAUACUCUCGGAGGCCUGGAAGCCUGUCCUCGUUCUCGUCCUUCUCUGUCUGCUCCAAUAAUUCAAGAGCAUCGACGUCGAUGACCUGGUUGUUCUUGAGCGCACGCUUAAGCCCGGCCUGGAAUUCCCACUUCCUAGCACGAGAUGAGCAAAGAAUAUGCUGAGCAAGCGCGAGAGCAGCUAGAUGGAAGGACUUUCACGUACCUCUUGAGCUGCUCGUCGUCUGCCACCACCGGAUCAUCGUCUUGCACCACCGGAUCAUCGCCUUGCCGGGACUCAGUCUUCCCAGGCUCCGCCUUCACUGGCUCUGGCUCAACCUUCUGCGGAGGCUGCUGCUCCUCUUUGAGCAGUUCCUUCCAGCAUUCGUGCCCGAUCACUGCGUCACCGUCCGUGGAAGCGAUGGAAUCGCCCGUGAAGCUGGAGUAGCAGACGGUGGCGAGCUCAGUAGCAGCAGAAUCAAGAAACGAGCAGAAAUCCGCCGAGCACGACGCAGUAGCAGCCAGUAACUGGUCGACGAGGAAGAACUCGCUGGAGCAAUCAAAAUCGACUUCCUGGGCCUGGGGCUCCUCAAGAACACCAAGAACAGAUGCUGGGAAGUGAGCGAAGCCAGGGGAAGGAGGAGGAGAAACAAGAGGAGGAGGAGAACAAGAACAGCAACAGAAAAUCUUCGACGAUUCGCCAUGGACGACAGCUUGGAGCGAGUAAGAACAGGCGCAAGCCUCCAUCGCUCGCUCGCUCGCUUCUUCCCGACGAGGAGCUGGAAGAAGAGAGACAAGAACAAGACGAGCGAGAGCAAAGCCAACACUGGAGCGACACCGAUUUGCUAUCAUCAACCGGAUUUCCAAAUGCAACGGACUGGGAAGAAGCUCUCUCUCUCCAGUGACUCGCUCGUCCUUUUAACCGUAGGGGGGAGAUUCUCUGCUAGUGUACACUGUAUCUCGAUCACUUGGAUCCAGGGAUCCGGCGGUGGAUACUUGGUGGAAGCUGGCUAAAUCUAUCCAAGUCCGUUAGAGCUGGAAGAAAAACGAAUUGAUGGUUCUUUCUUCCACGAUCAUACCUCAUUGUGUUCCACUAAGUUCACAAUUUUAAAUUCAGACAUGAUGAUAUAAAAGUAUUACAUUUAACAAUAUACUUUAUCAUUAGCAAUUUC